AAAGCAAGCGCGGGUUCGGAAAGCGAAUCAGGAGAAGGCUCGGCUACAGUCGAGUGAGAAGGCAUCGCGGUCUGGAGCGACAGGCCCUAACAAUAGCGUGUGGACGGGAACAAUUGCGAAGGGCUUGGUCCUGCGCCGUGGAGUUCUUGUCGACUCUUGGAAAUUGUGAGCAAAAAAAAAGAAGUGUAAGGAAGACUGCAAAUGCUAUUCUAGGUGAAAGCCGCCUUUUCCUGCACUGGGAUUUUUGUUGAAUAUCUCCCAUCCUUAGGAUGUUUGCAAAAGCAACCAAGACUUUUGUGAAAGAGGUUGACUGUGGAGGAGACUUAAUAUCUGUGUCAUCCCUGAAUAUCUUAGAUAAAGUAGAGUUCCUGAAUUUAGUCACAAAGAAAAAGAAAACUUGGUGCUGGCAAAAUCCAAAGUAUCAUCUCUCAUCAGUGUCAUUGAAUGAUCUGCUUGCCCAAGAUAUGCAUGGACCUAUAAAGCCAGUUAUUGUAGAAUCUGACUUUGUGAAGUAUGAAAGCAAGUUUGAAGACUGCAUCAGAGGAAGCAUUGAUACUUCAGUAGGAAGAAUUAAUUUAGGAAGCGGAGGAAGCAAUCUUGUGGAAAGUCUGUCUUCUUUUGGAAAUCUUAAAAAGCAAGAAGUUGACUUGCACAAACUUAUGAAAGAUGUGAAGGAAAGAUCAAUAAAUCUACAGACUUCAUUAUUGGAACAAAUGCUUGAAAGAAAGAAUGAUGUUCUUUGUAUCCUUACAGAAAAAAUAUUGACAACUCAGAAAUGUUUAAUAUCUGAACAUAUUCAAAAAGAGGAAAAAAUUGCUGGAAUGGUGGGAAUAAAUGCAAAAAUUAUAAAGGUAUCAGUGAAUGAAAAUGGAAAUAUAAUGAAGAACUCUAAUGUAGUAUUGGAGAUCCCUGCUCCAACUGCAAUUGCUUAUGGUAUAAUAGAAUUGUAUGUAAAGCGUGACGGUCAAUUUGAACUGUGCCUCCUUCAUGACCAACAAGGUGGUUUUGAAAGGGGGGCUAUAGAAGGCCCAGUUUACCAUUCUUCGGCCUUCAAAGAUGCUUGCUGCCCUCAUCUUUUUGAUGUUGUGGAUAAUGAGAAAUUGUCUGGACCUGAAAGCCCUAUUCCAAGUGAUGCUUCACUUAACAUUCUAAGCAAAGAUGUCCUCCAAUUAAAGACCCAGUUCCAACCUUUUAUAAAUCUAUCAGAAGAAAAGCAAAGAGCUUUAUACCAAAUGAUCUGUGACCUUUUGCUUCAUGAAGAAACAGUGAUGCAACUAGAAAAUGUGCUGGUCAGUUUAUGUUCUGAGAGGAGUCCAGGCAUCAUAUCAAUGGAGGAAUUAAAGUUACCAGAGAUACCAUGUUUAGAAGAAUUUCUACAGCUUGUGGGUGUACAUUUACAGAGCAAAUGUCAGAUUUACAAUAAAGAGCUUUUCCUAGCUGCUCAUUUCCUUCUCAGUGCUCUAGCAGAACUGUCAAGUUAUUCCUUAAUGCUGCUGCUAGCCUGCUGUGACCUCCAGCUUGUCCCUACCCUAUGUUUCUUGCCUAAUAUGACCUCAGAAGAUGGUACAGUGACACUUGCAGAUCCUGUACUGGCUCCACUUGCUGACCCAGGAAAGUUUCGGAUAGCACAGAGGCUAUUCGCUUUAUCAAACAUUAACCUUGAAAGGACGGAAUCUUCUAUCAAAGCUGUAACCAUGAAAAAACCCAUUUUUUCCCCAAUCGUUCUAUAUAUAGCGUUGAAUGGCCUCCAUGCAUUAGGUUAUGAAAAGACAAGAACUGAUGAAACUGUUUGAAGAGUUUAAUACUACAAGUGUCUCUGUUUAAUGCCUCAUAGUGAUGAACCACUAAAGAUGUCCAUGCAGUUGGAAUAUCUGGGCUGUGUUAUUGGAGCAAGGCAAAUUCUGAAAUUAAUUAUGAAAAAAUGCAAAGAUAAAAAAAACCAUGCAGGGAUACUUGGUGAGAUGUUUGACACUCCUGUAUUAUUUUAAAGUUAAGAAAGAUUACAUGUCCUCACUUUUCAGCCAUUUAUUCAGCACCCGUUCAAAGUUACAACAAUGCAGAAAAAAGUAAUUUUAUGGCCCGUUUACUGCCACUCACAACCUUCACAGCAUCCAUCAGCCAUAUGAAUGCCAUUACAGUCAGUAUGUACUGUCUUGGACCAGACCUGUAGGAUUUUUUUUUCUUUCCCUUGUAGAGAGAUAUGAGAGAGAUUUCAACAAAGCAAGCUGUUUGCUGUUCUACGUAUCAUGAUCACGCUGGAAGCAAAGAAGGGUCAGGCAAAGGAGAUAUUGCCUACAUAAAUUGCUUGGUUUUUUUUUUCUCUUUCCCCUACCCCCACCUGACUGGAGGGUUUGGAAAGAAAGGGAUUUCAAGAGAAUGGCUAGUCUAGUCCUAGAUUGUGACAGUUGCAUUAUUUUUAUGAAAACAAGACAGCAAGGUCCACUUAGCAAUGGCUUCAUUUAGCAUUAGAGUUGCCAGUGUCAGAGCUGUGAAAAAUUUCUUUUAGUUAUUUAGUAUUAGUUAUUGUGCUUCCGUACUAAUCUUAUUUUCCUUAAAAACUAGAGCAGUGGUCCCCAACCUUUUGCGCACCAGGGACCUGUUCUAUGGAGAGAGGUUUUUCUGUGAACCUGAGGGAAGUGGUUUUGCAUGCUGCCUGCAUCGUUCAUCCUGGUUUCUGGCAUGCCGUGGCCCCGGUACUGGUCUACAGACCAGGGGUGGGGACCCCUGAAUUAGAGUAUAUUCUAAUUGAACACCAUUAUGUGGCAACAGACAGUUUUCAAAACUGAGAAAAGAGCAUCAUGAAACAGGAGAAUAAUUGAAAGGGCCAUUUAAGCAAUCAAAAUUAAAAAAUUAAGCAAUACAGGAAUAAAUUUAAAGCAUAUUCUCAAUUGUUGGGCUUGCCUUUGGAGCAGUUAUUUAGAUUAGAACCAAAUAUCACAAAGAAUGUGGCAAGUUUCCAAGUGUUUCUUUAUGAUAUGGCAGAAAAGCUGGGAACUACAGCAUCCAUUUUGGGAGUCAUAUUUUUAACCUUUCUAGUUAUAAAGGCAUUUUUAAUUACCUACUUGAUUAAUGUGAUGUGUACCAAAACUGCAGGCCUCAGAGCUGCCUCUUUUGGACAGAUGUUUUUGGAGGGGGGUGGGAAUAUGUUAAGGAGAAAAAUGUAAUUUUUAGCUUCUCAGAUAUUCACAAUGGUAUAUAAAACCCAUUCAAUUCCAUCCAAUCCACAUCUGUUAGAAAAGCCAUAGGGACUCAAACCAAUGGAAGUUAACAGAUUUUGGAUAUUAUAUUCACAGCACUUAUUAAAUGCUAUUAUAAGGUAUACUUGGAAUGAUAGUGAGUUUUUCAGUGUUUUAAUUAGGCAUAUAUAGUGCAAAAAUAUGAUUUGUUUCAUAUUGAUAAAAAGUUUUUUAUGUAUUAUUCAAUAUAAAAUUAUAACAUCUAUCGCAAGGAAGGCCUACUGUAUUGCCUUUUUCCAGUUUCUUUUUCUGAUGUCAGCUCUGUGCAUUGAGAAUGUAAUUCAUAAGAGUUCACACUAUUUUUUUUCAAAUAUUUUUAUUUCAUAUAUACAAAAAUAACUUUCUUAGGAGUUUUCAGGAUUUCAGUUUUAUACAUUUCAACAAUGAUAUACAACUUAAAUUGGGAAACAUUAGUGAAAUUUCUUUAAAAGCAUUGUUUAACUGAAUAGCACACAAUUUUCUUAUGAAAUUUUAUAAGUUUUCUUAUAAUCCUUUUUCAGAACUUUCUAAUCCGAUUUAUGUGACAAUUUUCUUCUGAUUGACAGCAUGGAAAGACAUUAAAAUUUCCUAUCAGUAAACUCCCAUUUAAAUCUUUUAUUGUGUCAAUAUUGUGUGUCAAUAUUAGUGUACAAGUUUGAAAAAAGUUACAAUUGUUUAAUAGAAAUAUUAAGAGAUGAAGCAAUAAAAAUUAUACUGCAUAAGCUAAGAGAAGUCAUUAUUUUGGAACGUAUCUAAUGAUGAUUUCUAUCAUCUAAUCUUAAAAACACAAAAUAAUGCACAAAUAAUAAUUCACAAAAAAUGUAGAUCUUGAUAGAGUACACAUUCAAAGUGGUAUGCAUCCAAGAUAUAUUAUUUUAAUACAGUUUCCAAAUUAAAACAUUUUUCUCUAGCUAACAUUGCAUUUUAAAACAUAUAACUACCAUAUAUGCACUUGAACAUUUAAUCAGAUCUUACCCUCAAUAUUGGAAGGGCACAACUAACAUCAAUUGUUGUGAGACUGGACAUGAUUCUCAGCUAUCGUAUUUGAUCAGUAGGAAAGUGUUCGAUCUUAAAAAUAGACAAUUCUUUGAAGCAAGACACUUCAAAGAAAUUCAGUUCUGUCAAGAAAGCCCACAUAAGGCAAGGACGUUCAAAGAAAGAAGAUAUACAAGCGAUCUAUACUUUUAAAAUACAGGUAUUCCUCAAUUUACCACAACUGAAAAUAGGAUUACCAUUGUUAGUGAUGCUGGAUUUUAAGUACAUCAUCACUAGUCCUUGCCCAGUUUUAUGAUCUUUUUUUGCAAUGGUUGUUAAGUAAACUCAUUGUCCAUAUAUGGGUGCUUUUUUCUGGAAGCCAGAAGUAAACAGCAGUUCCCAGCAAAAAAUGUAAAUUGCUGUCACAUGACUUCAGGACACUGCAAAUGCAUAUUUAUGGAACAAUUGUUGAGUAUUCAAAGUGUGAUCAUGUGACUGUCUGGGGGGUGGUCACCAGAACUUCACAUCCAGGUAAUAAGUCCUUUUUUGGGGGGGGGGGGGCAUUGUAACUUUCAACAGUUGCUAAGAAACUGGUCAUAAGUUGAGGACUACCUAUACCAUGUAAUGAAAUAGACAUGUAAGACGCAUUAGGAAUCUCAUCGUGGUUUUUUCCCCCAUAGAUAUUGCCAUUUUAAUAUUGUAAAGAAAGGAUUAUCCAAUACAUACUUCCAGUCAUGUUUAACUUUAAUUGGAAAACUAAUCCAAAGCAAUUUACGUCAUAAACAAAAAUAUUUCAAUAUGACAUGAUGAAAGCUUUUGAGAUAGUUUAAGGGUUGCUUUGUUUCCUCUGAAAGUUUCCAAGAUUUGUUAUGCCAAUUGAACCAAGACAAAACAAAGCAAAAUAAUAAUAAUGUGCGGUUGAUGUAGACUAUUUGAUUCUGAGCAAAUAAAAAAUUACUCAAGAACUAAAAUUAAAUGAAUUUCAAACAAAUAUUUUAAAAAACUUCUUCCCUUUACAUUUUUAUUCCAAACGUGCAUACUUAACUGUAAUCCAUUCUAUCAGUAUCGAAUACAGAUUUGAAUAGGACAGUUUGCAUUCCAAAUUCUGCAUCUUUCUCAAAAACAGCAGAUGCUGCUGAUUCCACAAAUUGCUAAAACAAUACCUCAUCAUUUUUAUGAACCCCAUGCUUGAGGCCUUAUUAUUACUGACAGGAUUUACCAGAUCUUGUGUAGAUAUCUUAGGAGUUAAAUUAUUGCUGUUAUUUUUGAGUAUUUUUUUUCAAAAUCUCUUAACCACAAAAAAAACCAAAAAAAAACCCCACCACCUCAAAUAUUUUGUACAUAAUUAUUUUAAACUUGCUGCUUAUCUGUGACACUAAUAGGUUCAAUAGAGAGUUUUUCCUGAAGCACCAACAUAAAUUGUCAUUUAAAAUAGCUGUCUUUAAUCUUGCCGGUUUUGCAGACCAUCAGGGAGGGGAUGAUUCCUCAGAAGUGGUGGGUGAGCAAGCAACUCCUCUUGCGCAAGUGGCGGACACAUGUGCCUGUCACUCACAAAUGGAACUAUGCACACAUGCUAGCCAGUCCGCUGUGCAUACAAAUGGCACUGAACACACUCAUGUUCUUGCCCUCCUCUUCUGCGGCUCAGUUCUUAAUGGGCCAUGGCCCGGUAGUGGACUGUGGCCCAAGGGUUGGGGACCCCGAUUUUAGAAAUUAAAAUUAGGUUUGAUUUAGGUCUGACUCAGCAUGAUUCAUAUAUUCUGCAUUUUAUUAUAAAUUUAAGAUAAAUGAAAAGCUUAAAUAAACAUAACAAUUAUAUGUUCCAUGAACUUUAUAGUCCCCAAUUCAGUAUGACCUAUUGUAG
Molecule: messenger RNA, 6051 nt
Organism: Notechis scutatus (mainland tiger snake)
Lineage: Eukaryota; Metazoa; Chordata; Lepidosauria; Squamata; Elapidae
Gene: GSDME
Product: gasdermin E
Biological process (GO): programmed cell death
Cellular component (GO): cytoplasm
Source: RefSeq, a predicted model, not a curated record